This is a messenger RNA of Arachis duranensis, 1740 nucleotides long. RefSeq lists its product as uncharacterized. The transcript has 2 exons. The coding region runs from base 1 to 1740 and encodes 579 amino acids. The record is from RefSeq and is a predicted model, not a curated record. NCBI's taxonomy places the organism in Eukaryota, Viridiplantae, Streptophyta, Magnoliopsida, Fabales, Fabaceae.
AUGGACAAGCUAAGGAAGGUGAUCUCAUGCAUUGUGCAAGGCGAAACGGAACCCCUAUGCGAGUAUUGGGAGCGGUUUCGCAAACUUCUUGAUGCGUGCCCCAACCACAUGAUUGACACUCAAGUGUUGCUCGGCUACAUAUGCCAAGGGAUGCGAGAACAAGAGAAGACUCUUUUGGAUUCCUCUAGCAAUGGUUCUUUGUCUAAAUAUAAGACGGCGGAGGAAGCAUGGCAACUCAUUGGCGACUUAGCCGAGUCCAACCAACAUGUUAGACGGAGAGUCAAUCGCCCAAAAACUGUGAAUGAAGUAUUCUCUAGUAGCGAGACCACCGCUCUUGCCAAAUCCUUGGGCGAGAUGACAAACAUCCUAAAGCAACUCCAAUUGGGUCAACAACAACCUUAUCAACAACAACCUCAUCAACAACAACCUCCACCACCCCCUCAACAAUAUAGUCAACAAUUGGUCCCCCAAAAAGUGUGUGGCAUUUGUUCUUGCUAUUCCCACUACACGGACGAGUGCCCAAGUCUUCAAGAAGAUAACACCUUGGGGGCUACCCACAACUUUUAUGACCGCCCGAAUCAAGGGUACUACCAACAAGGCGGCAAUUUCAAUCAAGGCUCUUCUUGCACGCAUGGACCCCCCUCUACUUCCGCUCCUCAAGCCCCAAAUUCUAGUGCCAUUCCCUCUCAACCUCAACCUAAUCCCAAAGGUGGCAUUAAUGCCAUUACCUUGAGAUCUGGGACUCAAUUGAAAGAGAAUAAGGUAAAGGACCCAAGUUCGAUCAUAAUUACUCAAGAAGAGGAGGAAAUCGAGAUAGAAGAAAUAGAAGAGGAGGAGGAAGCACAAGUCAUAGUUGAGGAGGAAGAGACUCAACCAACAAGUGAGGUCCCCAAGAAUAAGGGAGCCGUGGAAGAAGAAAUUGCUCAACCAAUCACAUUUCCUACACUUGCAAAGAAAGCUAGGAAGCGUAUGGAACUUGACCCCAAAAUGGUAGAGAUGUUCAAGAAAGUUAAGGUAACUAUCCCCCUUUUUAAUGCUAUCCAUCAAGUACCUAAAUGUGCAAAAUUUCUUAAGGAUUUAUGUAUGAACAAGUAUAGAAUUCUUGAGUUAGAGACUAUCCCACUGGGGAGUUCUAUUUCCGCUUUAAUGGGAGCAUUACCUGAGAAGUGUGAUGAUCCGGGCCCGUGCAUGGUCACUUGUACCGUAGAUGGGGUUCACUUUAUAGAUUGUAUGUGUGAUCUUGGUGCAUGUGUUAGCAUUAUGCCUCUUUCUGUCUACCGUAUAUUGAGGCUACCACCAUUGAAGAGGUCAACGGCAAGAUCUGUUUUGGCGGACAAAAGCAUAAUAACCGUGAUGGGUGUUGCGGAAGAUGUAUUGGUGAAUAUAAAAAGGUUGGUGUUUCCAAUUGAUUUUUACAUUCUUGAGAUGCCAUCAAGCGAGUCCGAGAGGGCAUCAUCUAUCCUACUUGGGAGACCAUUUUUGAGGACCUCUAGAUUCAAGUUAGAUGCCUACUUGGGAACCUACUCGUUUGAAAUAGAUGGGAGAGUCGUGAGUUUUAGCCUAGAAGAAGCAAUGAAACACCCACUGGAUAAUCAUUCUCUAUUCCGGUGUGACCCAAUUGACAACAUUGUGGCCGAAGUGCAUCUUGUAAAGUUAGAUGAGAAGCAUAUGAUUGAAGACACAAGUGACAAUCCAAGGGAAGCGAACGCAUUACCCCAUCCGGAUCAUCCGGAAGUUUAA